This is a messenger RNA of Pomacea canaliculata, 3305 nucleotides long. Its product is annotated as UPF0489 protein C5orf22 homolog. The coding region runs from base 1670 to 3292 and encodes 540 amino acids. The record is from RefSeq and is a predicted model, not a curated record. The transcript has 5 exons. NCBI's taxonomy places the organism in Eukaryota, Metazoa, Mollusca, Gastropoda, Architaenioglossa, Ampullariidae.
CUCUGCGCCUCAUCAAGCUUUACGCUGUUCAUGUCGAUCUCUGCUUUUAAUUCCUUGUCCGACCGUGUUCACCAUUGCUUUGUUUUUGCCCAUGCUGAUACAUCCGUCCCCAAUCUGCUGGCACUGACGGCGAGUCUGUCUGUGAGAGUCUGCUACUCAUCAUGGUGUGUUGCUCAUGCAAUGUACCUCGCAUGAUUCUCUCAAAACAGCGAAGGGGACAAAGGGCAGCCUUGGCAGACUCCCAGUACCGUCGAAGGAAAGCGCGCACUCCCACUUUGCCAUUUAGCGCAAUGCUUUCCAAAUACAGGCAUUUAGAGAUGAAUGCGCUUCACUUUCUUCCGUGUUGCUACCGAUUGGACACUGGCUAAACUUGCUAAACUGUGCAUAGUGAAAUUUUAAUAUAAUACUUUUCAUUAAAAUUUAAAUGUUAUCGGAAGAAUCUAGCUAUACAAUAGUUGUCACUACACAACCAUCUACCAACAAGCUGCAGCAGGGGAAGCUAGCAAACCUUGUUGAUUGGAAUAGCCUCCCUUGGCUGAUACAAACAUCUUCGAGAGCAGACGCUCAUCAAGGAUUAUUGUUUGUGAAUGGGCCAAUUUUCUUGCCUUAUUCCUAUUGUUGUCACAUCAUUUCAAGUAAUAGAUAUGCACAUUGUUAAAAUUACGUCUUGGCAAAUUAGUUAUCAGUUAGGUAUCUUGGCGGUGGAUGAUUUCCAGAAUUGUAAUAUUAAUUAAUAAAUUAGUAAUAAUUAAUGUAUGGUAUUCUCACUACUCACAAACAAUAUUUUGCGUUUGUAACACCUUUGUACACGAAUGUGUACACGAAAGUAGGUCCAACAUCUCUUUUGGCAAAGGAAAAGUAAAAUAAAGGUAAGUAACGGCAACGCUGCCUUAAUAUAAAGGUCCCCCCCUCCGUUUUUUUUUACCCGUGCCCUACUCCUCGUAUUAAUAUAUAUGAUAAUCAUUGGGUUUGCUCGAUAUUACAUGAAUCGGUGACUAUAAUGGAUUAAGCCAAAAGCUUUUAGUUUAUUUUUUAAACCUGCGUACGUGGGUGUAGAUGGCAGCAAACAAAGGCUUAUAUAGAUGUGUAUCUUCAGCUAUAGUUUUUAUGGCUGGAUGUAUCCUCAGCUUGAUGUUUUUAGAAUGUCUGGGUUGCCUGUCCCACUUUGGAGUUUUUUUUUUUCAAUACUGUUUGUUUUCACUGCUACUUAAAACCAUACUUUUGUUUUUCUCGAAGGAUAAUAUGUGUGCAUGCAAUCUUUAGCCAUUCUUCAACCAGAUUUUUUAAAAGGAUCACUAUUAUUGGCUGUGUCAUAUGUGCAAAUCUUAUAACUCUGCUCUUGAAAUGUUAAACAUUUUUUAUUUUGUGCUUUCAUCAAUAACGCCUGUAAUAGUGGAAUCAGAAAUUUUUAUCAAAGACUAUACAUUCAUGAGUCUUUAGAACACUUUAGUAUUAUUUCAGACAUUUAAGUCUACUCGUCUAUUAAGGAAGACCUGGCUGAAGCCUUCAGAUAAUAAUCAGAAACACUGCAUGACUGAUGAAACAAUGUAGUUAAUUUAUUACCAUCAAAGAUAAAAUAUUUCCUUUGCGUUUUGAUAUUUUUGCUGUUUUGUUGCUCUAUGAUUUCUCAUUUGCAGGUAAAGUUUUUUUUAGUUCAUGAAAGACACAAAUGCUGCUGACACGAAGAAGAUUUUUAAAAAAGAAGAGAUGGCGAUGCGUUGUAAUAAUGCUAGUAUGUGCCAGUGUAGCAGCAAUGCUUCUCAGUCUUUCUGAAACUCUGGAACUUUCAGAUGUGCCGCACUUCAGCAAGAAUGAAGGUUUACCCCAAGAGCCAAAUAUAGCAAGGCUGCAACCAAAGAAGUUAAUCAGAGGUUACCAUACAGCUGACAUUCUGCAGAAACUUCAGCAGCCUUUUAUUCCAGUCUUUGUCGUUGAGGAACAUUUUGAAGUUCUGAAACACUGGUAUGAUGCAGUGAAACUAGGAUUUCUUUCUCCACAUGGGAACACUCUGCUUCAUAUUGAUGGUCAUUCUGAUGGAGCCAUUCCCCCAAUUGUGCCUAUCAUCCCCCAAUUUCGCUUCCCUCACAACAAGUCAGAAGUGAUAAAGAUGAUGCAGAGCAAUGAUGUUUUCAUCUCAGCAUCUGCUUUAACAGGGCUGGUCAGUCGAUACAUCUGGGUGUGGCCACCAUGGGAUGCUGAAAACCAUGAAAAUGAACAUCUGGUCUAUGAUGUGUAUGUGGGAAGGUACACUUUGUCUCCACCUGACAAACGAUACACUGGGUUGUGUGUUUGCGGGCAGCAGAAAGAUGCAGAAGGUAAUGACCAAAACACAGAUGGAAAAUUACAAAUGGAAUGCUGGAAUCAUAAUGCAGAAAUUGAAGCAAUAGAUGAUAGUCCUGCUAUUGAGAGCAGUCAGUGUUCUGUAAGAUUCAAGGGCGUUGUUGAAAUAGUCUCAGAAGCAAGGGCUUUAGAACUUCUUCAGAGAGGUGGGUGGAUUACAGACAAAGAUAAACUAUUGCUAGACAUUGAUGAAGAUUACUACGGAUGUGAAAGUUCCAUCAUGCCACUUUACCAAGCCAACCUUUCCCAGACAUUCAUAGACACCCUUUCAGAAAUUAUUUGGAAACUGUUCUGUAUAGAAACGGUUUCACAAGAGUACUAUUCUGACAAGUUUUAUCGUUUGUUUCUUAAGAUUCUUCUUCAUUUUUUAACAAACAAAUGUGAUUAUGAAGAUGAUCAGGAUGUCAAACCUUGUCUCAGUGACUUUGAUGUUGACAAAGCAAUGCUGGACAUGAUACCAGGACUGAUAGAUAGCAUACAAGAUCUGCUGUGUGAUUAUGGUCCCAGGGUUAGCCAUAUCAUGAUGCAGACUCUUAUUCGUCUUUUGGAGGAUCUCAGUACCAAGCAGCUUCAGGCACUGGCUUAUGUUGGCAUCUGCUUACAGACUGCUCCUACAAACUAUUAUUUCUAUGACGAUGGCAUGCACAUUUGCCAUGGGUUUAACACUCCUGAAAAUACCCAAGUGUUGUUUCAUGUGCCAUCACUUGAGGAAAGACUUAAUCGAACAGUCAAGUUGGGAGCCCUCCUCUCUUACCUGCCAGCUGAGCCACAGGUAGUAACUGUAUGUCGAUCAGUCCGGGAUGGUUACACUCCAUGGAAUCUGUCAAGUAUCAUCGAAGAUGACAUUCUCACAGCACUUCAGAAGUCAUUUAAACAUGUCACUGACAAAUCUUUCUAUUAUGAUGAAAACCUGUUAGGUGGCAAAACAGGUUGGCAUAACAGAAAUAAAUAAAUUGGUAACAUGA